UGUGAGCUCGAGCUGUGAAAUCUGCAGCAGCAGCUCACAGUCAUCAAGGCGGACUUUGCCAUUUCCCACUAAUGUAGGGGGGAAGUAAGGGAUUGGAUGGAGAUUUCCUCUAUCUCCUCUGUGUCCCCCUCUUGAUUCGGCUCACAUGGUUCCUUCCACCUUCCAACCAAAGAACAGCGAGUUAUGCUCUCAACCACCGUAGCCCCCUUCCCCAACCCUUUCUCUCCAUCCCCUUCCUCUCUCUCUCUCUAUCUGCAAUAUCAAUGAGUGAAGUCUUGUUGUUGGGAUGACUGACUGACAGAUCCCAAACCUGAAGCUUCCCACAGCAGCUGACAGCUCCGCAAUUACAGCGGGAGGGGAGGAUCUCUCUCUCGCUCUCUCUCUCUCUGCCCACACAUCCACACUCCAAACGUCAGAUGCGGUGUUCAAGGGAGUGGGGCGCUGCGUGCAGGGCUAGACCAGUUCAUAUGUGGUGGUGACGGCUGGAGGCAUAGAGGACUAGCGGCUACACCUCUCUCUCUCUCUCUGUUUCUCUCUUAUUUCCGUCCUCCUCCUCUGCUUUCCUUCAGAGUCGUGGUGGCGGACGACUCAGCUUGAGCGUCUGCCUGCCCUCUGGCGGAAAGUCGCCCGCUUGGAAUCUACUGAAUCAAAUUAUUUUCAGCCCUUCGCCGGCGUUCAUAUCUUUGGGACUCUGGGGGGGAAUUUUUAAAAGGUGAUUUGGUGUCGGUUUUUCUGGAAGUAGGAGGUAGCGGGCUGACAUGGCACACGCUGCAGCCCACAUUAAGAAGGCCAGGGUGGAGCUGGUGGAGCAGCAAGGUCCUGACCUGAAGGCUCUGGAGAAAGCCCGCCAGAGGAGGAUUCGCUCCCGGGAACGGGCAGAGCGCAAACGCAAGUCGGAUAGCAACACCAGCUUCUUACGAGCGGCAAGGGCGGGGAACAUCGACAAGGUUCUAGAGUACCUGAAGGGGGGAGUGGACAUAGGCACCUGUAAUCAGAAUGGGCUCAACGCGUUGCACCUGGCAGCUAAGGAGGGCCACGUGGAGCUGGUCCAGGAGCUGCUGGAGAGAGGCUCAGCUGUGGACUCGGCCACCAAGAAAGGGAACACAGCCCUCCACAUUGCCUCUCUGGCCGGACAGGCCGAGGUGGUGAAGAUACUGGUGAAGCGCGGAGCAGAAAUCAACUCUCAGUCUCAGAAUGGCUUCACCCCUCUGUACAUGGCUGCUCAGGAGAACCACAUGGACGUGGUGCGUUACCUACUGGAGAAUGGAGGUAACCAGAGCACCGCUACAGAGGAUGGCUUCACCCCACUGGCCAUCGCGCUGCAGCAGGGCCACAACCAGGUGGUGUCCGUCCUGCUGGAGAACGACACCAAGGGUAAGGUGCGGCUGCCCGCCCUGCACAUCGCCGCCCGCAAGGACGACACCAAGUCUGCCGCGCUGCUCCUCCAGAAUGACCACAAUGCAGACGUGCAGUCCAAGAUGAUGGUCAAUAGGACUACGGAGAAUGGAAAGAGUGGAUUCACGCCACUUCAUAUUGCUGCCCACUAUGGAAACGUGAACGUGGCCACACUACUGCUAAAUCGUGGGGCGGCUGUGGACUUUACAGCUAGGAAUGGGAUCACGCCCCUCCACGUGGCCUCUAAGCGUGGCAACGCUAACAUGGUGCGCCUCCUACUGGACAGGGGGUCUCAGAUCGACGCUAAGACUAGAGACGGCCUCACACCUCUACACUGCGCGGCCAGGAGUGGACAUGACCCUGCAGUGGAGCUACUGCUGGAGAGAGGAGCACCCAUGCUAGCCAGGACCAAGAACGGUCUGUCUCCUCUCCACAUGUCAGCUCAAGGCGACCAUGUUGAGUGUGUCAAGCACCUGCUGCAGCACAAGGCGCCUGUUGAUGAUGUCACACUGGACUACUUGACGGCGCUGCACGUCGCCGCCCACUGCGGUCACUACAGAGUCACCAAGCUGCUGCUGGACAAGAGGGCAAACCCCAACGCUAGAGCACUGAAUGGUUUCACACCGCUGCACAUUGCCUGUAAGAAGAAUAGAGUGAAGGUGAUGGAGCUGCUGGUCAAGUAUGGAGCUUUUAUCCAGGCCAUCACAGAGUCUGGCCUGACUCCCAUCCACGUAGCAGCCUUCAUGGGUCACCUCAACAUUGUCCUGCUGCUGCUACAGAACGGCGCCUCGCCUGACGUCAGCAACAUUCGUGGGGAGACGGCUCUACACAUGGCAGCCAGGGCAGGACAGGUGGAGGUGGUGCGCUGUCUGCUGAGGAACGGCGCCCUAGUGGACGCCAGAGCCAGGGAGGACCAGACUCCCCUCCACAUCGCGUCUCGCCUGGGGAAGACUGAGAUAGUUCAGCUGCUGCUGCAGCAUAUGGCCCACCCUGACGCCUCCACGACUAAUGGAUACACACCCUUACACAUCUCAGCAAGGGAGGGACAGGUGGACGUGGCUUCAGUGCUGCUAGAGGCAGGCGCCUCACACUCGCUGGCUACCAAGAAAGGAUUCACUCCCCUGCAUGUAGCGUCCAAGUACGGAAGCCUGGAUGUGACCAAACUUCUCCUGCAGAAAAGAGCCCCUCCCGAUUCUGCUGGGAAGAAUGGCCUCACGCCCCUCCAUGUCGCAGCGCAUUACGAUAACCAGAAGGUGGCACUCCUGCUUUUGGACAAAGGGGCCUCCCCCCACGCCACGGCCAAGAAUGGCUACACCCCACUCCAUAUUGCGGCGAAGAAGAACCAGAUGGACAUAGCGGUGGUGCUGCUGCAGUACGGGGCCGAGACCAACAUCCUGACCAAGCAGGGGGUCACCCCUCUACACCUGGCCUCACAGGAGGGACACGCUGACAUGGCCGCCCUGCUCAUGGAGAAGGGGACUCAAGUCAACGUCCCCACCAAGAGUGGCCUCACCUCCCUCCAUCUGGCUGCCCAGGAGGACAAGGUGGCUGUGGGUGAGAUACUGGCUAAACAUGGAGCCAACCUGGACCAGCAAACUAAGUUGGGCUACACUCCUCUGAUCGUAGCGUGUCACUAUGGCAAUGCCAAGAUGGUCAACUUCCUCUUACAGAACGGUGCUAGUGUCAAUGCCAAAACCAAGAAUGGAUACACUCCCCUCCACCAAGCAGCACAGCAAGGAAACACACACAUCAUCAAUCUUCUGCUGCAGAACGGAGCUAAGCCCAACAACAUCACUGUGAAUGGUAACACGGCUCUGGCCAUCGCCCGGCGACUUGGCUACAUCUCGGUGGUGGACACACUCAAGGUUGUCACCGAGGAGAUCAUUACCUCGACAACCACGGUGACAGAGAAACACAAGUUGAACGUCCCUGAGACUAUGACUGAAGUCCUAGAUGUCUCUGAUGAGGAGGGCCUACAUACUGUACCCACAGUGCUGAAAGAGAGUGAGGAUGAUGUUCUGUCCGAUGACUCCAUGGAUUUAGAAGGUGACGACACGAUGACAGGGGACGGAGGGGAGUACUUGAGGGCAGAGGACCUGAGGGAACUGGGAGAUGACUCCUUGCCUGGACAGUACAUGGAUGGGAUGAACUACCUGCGCUUCAGUCUGGAGGGGGGGCGCUCUGACAGUCGAUUGCAAAGUUUGGACAGGUCCUACACUCCCAGUCACCACGGUUACUACUCUCCAAAACACGAAAGCAUGAUAGAGGAGAUGCUCACCAGCCACAACGUGUCGUCUCUUGCCAGGGAAAAGGAAAAGGACUCGUAUCGUCUGAGCUGGGGCACAGAAAAUCUGGACAAUGUGGCACUGUCCUCCAGCCCCAUCCACUCUGGCCAUUCCUCUCCGUGCCAUGAUCAUGGCGACAGCAGCUUCCUGGUUAGCUUCAUGGUGGACGCCAGGGGCGGAGCCAUGCGGGGUUGCCGCCACAACGGCCUGCGCAUCAUUAUCCCGCCGCGGAAGUGCAGCGCGCCCACGCGGGUGACCUGCCGGCUGGUGAAGAGACACCGCCUGGCCACCAUGCCCCCCAUGGUGGAAGGAGAGGGCCUGGCCAGCAGGCUGAUCGAGGUGGGGCCCGUCGGAGCCCAGUUCCUCGGUAAACUGCACCUUCCCACUGCCCCACCCCCUCUUAACGAGGGUGAGAGCCUCGUUAGCCGCAUCCUGCAGCUCGGGCCUCCCGGGACAAAAUUCCUUGGGCCUGUAGUCGUGGAGAUCCCUCACUUCGCUGCCCUGAGGGGGAAGGAGAGGGAGCUGGUGAUCAUGAGGAGUGAGACAGGAGAGAGCUGGAAGGAGCACCACUGUGAACACACCGAGGAGGAGCUCAACCAGAUCCUCAACGGCAUGGACGAGGAGCUGGACCCUCCAGAGGAGCUGGAGAAGAAGCGUAUCUGCCGCAUUAUCACCAGGGACUUCCCCCAGUACUUUGCGGUGGUGUCCCGGGUCAAACAGGACAGUAACCUGAUUGGUCCAGAGGGGGGCAUCCUCAGCAGCACGGUGGUGCCUACGGUCCAGGCGGUCUUCCCAGAGGGAGCCCUCACCAAGAGGAUCAAAGUGGGACUACAGGCUCAGCCAAUGAACGCGGACGUGGUGAAGAAGCUCCUGGGGAACAAGGCUACGUUCAGCCCCAUCGUGACCCUGGAGCCCCGGAGGAGGAAGUUCCAUAAACCCAUAACCAUGACCAUCCCCAUCCCCAAGAGUAACACUGACCCAGUGGUCAACGGCUUCGGAGGGGACCAGCCCACCCUGCGCCUGCUCUGUAGUAUCACAGGUGGAACGACGCCAGCCCAAUGGGAGGACAUUACAGGAACCACGCCCCUAACGUUCAUCAACGACUGUGUCUCCUUCACGACCAACGUGUCGGCCAGGUUCUGGCUGAUAGACUGUCGGCAGGUGCAGGAGUCAGUCAGCUUCUCCACUUCGGUCUACAGGGAGAUCAUCUGUGUUCCCUACAUGGCCAAGUUCGUCAUCUUCGCCAAGACCCACGACCCCAUUGAAGCGCGGCUCCGCUGCUUCUGUAUGACUGACGACAAGAUGGACAAGACCCUGGAGCAACAGGAGAACUUCACAGAGGUGGCCAGGAGCAGAGACGUAGAGGUCCUGGAGGGCAAACCCAUCUAUGCAGACUGCUUUGGCAAUCUGGUCCCUCUCACCAAGAGUGGCCAGCACCAUCUCUUCAGCUUCUUUGCCUUCAAAGAGAACAGGCUGGCACUCUUCAUCAAGAUCCGAGACAACACUCAGGAUCCAUGUGGCCGUCUGUCCUUUAUGAAAGAACCCAGGUCUUAUAGAAGUCUGGCCCACAACGCCAUAUGCAACCUGAACAUCACACUACCAUCCUACUCAAAGGAAUCUGAUUCAGACCAAGAGGCUGAGGAAGAGAUCGGCAGGAAGCUCGAGAAAUAUGAUGAAGACACUACGUCGACGGAGACUACGGUCCGGAAGAGAGAUUUGAUCCGAGAUUCUACGGCUCUGGCCAGUCCGGACCUCCUCUCUGAUGUGUCUGAGAUGAAACAAGACCUGAUAAAAAUGACCGCCAUCCUAACCACGGAUUCUACAGACAAAUCCAGUUCCAUGGAAGGGAGCGGUCUGGAAAAAGGGGCUGAUGAGGUUCAGGGCGAGCCGUUUGAAAUCAUGGAGAAGGUCAAAGAGGAUUUGGAGAAAGUGGGCAAGAUACUUAGGAGCGGAACAUAUGAGGGUGAGGUGGCAAAGGAGGUGGCAAGAGCAGCCAGAAUGAAAGAAGAGUGGGUCCUCCUCUCAGACUGUGAGAUAGAAGAGGCCAAACAUAUGGCUGCCUUAGAACCCCAGGAACCAAUACUACGUGAAGUCAGAGUCAACAGAGGGAUUCCCAGACCUAAAGCAAUCAAAGAUGUGUCUGGGAUGGUCAAACACCUGAGUGGUGAACUCAAAGAAUAUCUCCUGGAUGUACCUGAGGGCACCAGUACAACAGCCCAGGAGAAAGAGGUCCAAGAGAAAUUCACAGAGGUAGUUCUGCGCAAAGGCGCAAAAAUAACUAUGACAACAACAAAAACAACAACAACAACUACAACAACAAAGAAAGACAUCAAAACUCCUGCUUUUGACCUACAGAAGCCAGUCAGGAGGAAAGGAAAGGACCAGCAACAGGUGGAAGAAUCUACCGAUGGGGAUGUUCACCUUAGCGCACCCAAACACCCUCAAGCAGUGUCACCUGUGUCCCCAGUAGUAGAGGAGACCCCCAUUGGAUCCAUAAAAGACAAAGUCAAAGCCCUUCAGCAGAAAGUGGAGGCUGAGCAAAAGGGCCAAAAGCCAACUAGCACCAAACCUUCAAAUGUUGCUGUGGAGAGCAAAAUACCACAAAAGGCAAAAGAAACAUUCCCAAAACAGAGCCCCGCAAAACAGGGCACCGCUAAACAGGGUCCACUUAAGUCCCCCAAAACUGAGUCUGAGAAGCUGGAGGAGACCAUGUCAGUAAGGGAGCUCAUGCGAUCCUUCCAAAAGGGGCAGGACCCCUCAAAGAGAAAGUCUGGACUUUUCGAGCUCAAAACCAUCUCUUCAGAACAUGAAACAACAGAAUCAGAAUCACAGCCCACUCAGUCCAAAUCCACCAUCAAAGCCACGUCAACCUGUUACGAACGGGAAGUGUCACUGGAUGCCAUACCUGGCAAGCACCACAGAGAGAGAGACAAGCAAAUUAACCGACCCCGAAAGCACUCCAAAGAGUUUGGUGCUGAAAUCAAGGCAGAGCUUGAGGACAAUCCAGAGUACCAACAGUUUAGGCAGAUCUCUGUAGAGGGUGGUCCUGCUGCCCAGUCAGACUUAACUGAAACCAUAGAGUUUCCGAAUUCUGCCCUCGAUGAUAGCUCUGAUAGUUUAAAACAUGAGGGCGUGGCAGACUCUCCCAGUGCCAGCCUGGGUGAUUUUAGUCCUCCUCACCUGAGCUCCGAGGAUAGCCUCAAACACCAGGGCUUUGCAACUCCUGGAACAAGCCCUGACAGUCUCUCUCUCUCUCCCAAAAACGCUGACCAGUCCACUAAAAACUCAACAGCUGUUACUAUAGCUGUCGAAGAUGACAAGAAAAGUAAGGAUAAGUCUGGAGACUCCGGUGUGGGGACCAUUGAUGACCAGCCAUCAAAUGAAAUAACCCUCCCUGUCUCUUCCAGCAAGGCUGCAGACGACCACAUCACAAGUGAGUCCAUAUCUUUUCAGAGGGUCGAGUCUAAGUCCUCUAAACCGAGAAAGCUUACAAAGAGAGUUUCUGAGACUUUAGAGAGCUUCCUAAGUGAUGAGGAGAGCCCUGAUGAAAAGCUAGCCUCAGCCUUAUCUGCAACCAUUGCUUCUAGUGCCUCUACCGAGCGUCAAGGAAGUUUAGAACUGCCUUUAAGACAGCAAGACUCGGACGCCCUCAGUCCCUUAGCUGACGACUCUUUGACCAUAAGCCACAGAGACUCUCUAGACGAAGGUAGUCCCCUCAUGGAAGACAACUCUUCCCAUAGGACCCCAGACUCUAUCGAGCCCAGCCCAACCAAGGAAUCCCCUUGCCGUGACUCCUUAGAGAGCAGCCCGGUAGAGCAAAAAAACGUCCCUCCCGCUCAGCCCAGUGGGCCCUCUAGCCACCCAGAGCCCUCCAAAGCUACAGACUACCCCCCAGACGUGUUGCGUAGUAGGCUACUCAGGGACCAGGAGGCUAGUGCCAAUGAUGAUGACAGUAUCGAGCAGACAUUGUCUCAGAUGGAAAGCUCAGGUAAGAGUCCUCUCUCCCCCGACACCCCUAGUUCUGAAGAGGUAAGUUAUGAGGUAAACCCUAAAACCCCCGACCACAUGUUCCUAUCUGUGGUGUCCACACCAGCUGUCAUAAACGAAGACUCAGAGGAAGAUGAUGAUGAGUCAGAAGCACAGAGGAAAUUCACUCCAGAGGAGGAGAUGUUUAAAAUGGCAGCCAAAAUAAAAACCUUUGAGGAAAUGGACCAGGACGCCAGAACCAAAGAGAACUCUCGAAAAUAUAUCAGUGCCUCAGCAGAUGACGAAGCAGGGGACGAUAGCUUCAAAACAGUUGAACUAGAGUCCACAAAUGAGACUGAGCUCACUGGGGCCAAAGAGACCUCAGAGUUAGCUCUUUCUGUUGAAUCCCUUAUUAAAGUACAACCUCCCUCUCCUUUUCCAGCAGGUGUGCAUGAAGGAGUCCAGCACACAAAGGCCAAGAGUGUAGCUACAACAGCAGCAGUGGAGGGAACUCAAUCUGUCUCAGAGCAACAUGUCUCACAAUCAGUUCCUUCACACAAAGACACGGAUGACAAAGACAGUUUAGCUCAAAUCGCUACCAUGUCUUCGAGCUCUGUAGGGGCUGCAAACAUAACCGAUGAGCAGAAGGAGGAAAGCUUGAGGAACUCAAGGGGAAGCAAGGAGGAUGAUGGGGGAGAGAAAGAGGCGGAUGCAGGCAGUCUGCAGACAUCUGUUGUAAAGGCUCCCUGCCAGGUAGAGAGUAAUAUAACUGAUGAAGUGAAAGGAGAUUACAGGGGGCACCCAGGAGCCCCUGAGGCAGAAACGUCCUCGACCAUCAUUAUCGGACAAGCAAGGGAAACGUUCAAACCUGAGAUCUGUAUCUAUGACGACACAGAGGAAGACGAUGAGGAAGAGGAACCUCCCAGAACCAAGUCGAAGGGCAUGACCGCCAGCGAGGAAGCAGACCCCUGGAGCGCCAUGCGUGAGGACGACGAUGCUUUCGCGGCCCGUGUCAAAGAGGAAGAGCAGAAGAUCCUGGGUCUGAUGGUGGACCGGCAUUCCCAGGGGGAAACCCCAGACACCACCCCAGGAAGGAGCCCCACAGAGGAGAGCACACCAACCAGCGAGCCCAAUCCUUUCCUCUUCCAAGAGGGGAAGCUCUUCGAGAUGACCCGGAGUGGAGCUAUUGACAUGACCAAACGGACCUAUGAGGACGAGGGCUUUGCCUUCUUCCAGAUAGGAGAGCAGCCUCUAGAGGAGGUGCUGUCUGAACAGGUCAGAGAAGAGCCAGGAGAUAGAGGAGCCCCAUUAGAAAGUGAAGUGGGUCUCAACCUGACUCUAGAAAAAAAAGUGGAGGAAGAUGAGAAACAAUCAAAAGAUGCUCCAGAGGACGAUCAGACAGGUAGCGGGGCUAUAGCAGCCUCCCCUUCUAAAUCAGACGCCUCUAAAUCUAGAAUCCCUAGAAUGGGUCUUUCCGCCUCAGCUAAGACCACUAAGAAAGACAAAGACUCAGUAUCCCCAGUAUCUCCUGAGGCUUUAGAAGUUAAACCAGAUACAAUUGUAGAGGAGACCCCCCUAGAGGUAGAAAAUAGUUAUUUAGACCCAAUGAUAGCUAAUGUUGAGACAGCAGUAACAACUGUCACUCGAUCGGUGUACCCUGAACAGGACCAAGAGUCCUCUGACUCCUCUCCCGAGGAGCAGCAUUCGGUUAUAGAACUCCCCAAAACCAUGGAAAAGACCAAAACCCCAACUUCUAGUGAAAAAGUGAAAAAUAUCCCAAAUAAAACCCCAGCUAUGGCUCCAGCCAAGGCUGGCCCCCAAAGUCGAGCUACAAUGUAUUCCUCCUCUACAUCCCCCUAUUCAGCUAUUCCUCAAAAAGAGAACCCCUCUACAGAGUCAAAAUCAAGAAUACCUGUCAAAGGCAAGGCUAGCCCUGUCAAGCCUGAGUCAUCAGUUAAACAUACUGAGUCUUCCCGGGACACAAAGCUAAAGUUCCCAGUAAAAAAGGACUUGAGGAGAAAGUCUGAGACAGAUGCAUGUCUCUCUGCAGUUCCCAAAACCAAGACUUCGUCUUCCAAAGCCAAGAGCUUCUGUGAGGGAGACAAGACAUCUGCUAAAAAGGGCCAGGUUCGUCCCAUGAGCGCUGAUUACUCCACCAAGCCUAAGUCAUGCUUCGGCUUCAAAUCCAGGCUGCCAGUUAGAGGAAAGCUUGGUCAGCCAUCCCACACUUCCACCCCCGCGAAAAAGAAAAGCGAGCCACGCAAAAAGUCCAUAGAGUUUGUUAAUGAGAUUAGUGACGAAGCGGCAAAGCUGGUUGAGGGAUUGGCUCAGGUCGAGAAAGACAAAGAGCAUGAGGUUGCCACCGCUGCCAUCUCGGAUGACGAGAGCAGUGGCAUAGACCCCUCCGUCAUAGAGAGAGAGACUUUUCCCGAAAUGCACUUCCCUACUUCUGGAGAUGUCUAUCCCAUUAGACCGCUGUGGGACGACCCUGUAGACACGCAGAUGCAACGAAUUCCCAACGAUACAAUCAGAAGACAAGUAGAUCCCCAGGAUGAAGCUGAGAGGAAAGAGGAACGAUUGGAAAUAAUAGCCGACCACCUGGGCUUCAGUUGGACGGAGCUGGCUCGAGAGCUGGAGUUCAGCGAGGAAAGGAUCAAUCUAAUAAGGAUUGAGAACCCCAACUCGCUACAGGACCAAAGCCAUGCCCUGCUGAAGCUCUGGACUGACAGGGAUGGCAAACAUGCCACAGAAACUACAUUGAUCAAACGACUCACCAAGAUCAACAGGAUGGACAUUGUUCACCUCAUCGAAACCAAGAUAAUCAAGUCCACCCAGGAGGACGCAUCAUCCCACACCUAUGCAGAGAUUGAGAGGACCAUUGCACUGGAUCACAGUGAAGGUUUUUCUGCCCUCCAUGAGGACAUAGACAGUCCCCGGCCAGGCAGGCGUACAGACGGCACCCCCAGUGGGCCAGGGUCCAGGCAGGGGCCCUUCAUGGUGUCAGAGGAGGACCUCUCCUCCAGCAUGUCAUCACUGCACGAGACGUCAGGGCAGGUGGAGACAGACACAUCAGUAACAGGCCUCCUGAGACACGCCCAGAAGGAGAAGCUGGAGAAAGAGCGCGAAACGACACAUUCUGUGGGUGGUACAUCACAGAGUGGAUCAGAGAAGGCUGAGUCACUACAUAUGGGCACUUUUAAGCAAGCGGAUGAUCUGCCAGACAUCCCUCCGCAAACAGUGACAGAGGAACAGUACAUGGAUGAGCAUGGAAACAUGGUAGUCAAGAAGAUCACGCGGAAGGUGAUCCGUAAGUACUUCUCUCCAGACGGCGUGGAGAGAGAGGAGGUGACGGUGGAGGGAUCUCACCAGGAGAUGGUCAGUGUGGAGGAAGGAGACGGCUUCUCCAAGGUAGUGAAGAGGACAGUGGUCCGGAGCGAGGGAGAUCAGACCGAGUUGACCUUUUCGGAGCCCUUGGCCCUGGGGGCCACCACGGCCUCAGACUUCGAGUCAGAGCAGGUGCAGGGCCGAAAGGUCAGCAAGGUGGUCAAGACGACGGUGGUGAGGGGCGAGAGGAUGGAGAAGCAGAUGGGUGACUCAACGCUGGCCGCAGACCUCCCCUCGGCCAAGGAGGACUUUGAGAAGGCGUUGAGUUAUGCUGGAGGCUUUGGAAAAAUCCAACUUCCUCAUUUAGUAGAGAAAGAGGUUGUGAAGGACGACGGUUCUGUGGUCAAAAGAACCCAGAUGCGUAAGUCUCGUACCCAGAAGAGGACUGUGGUGAAGGACGCCCAGGGUAAGCAUGUGCACCUGGAGCGGCUGGACGACACCCCAGAGACCCUGCAACCCGAUGCCCUUCAGCAACACCUGCACCUGCUGCUCCAACGCUAUUGUGCCAAGGAGGAGGAGGAAGGAGAGAAAGAGGAGGAGAAGAGAAAGAAGAAGUGAUGGGCUGAUUUGAUUUGCUGGCUGAGUUGUUCUCCUUCCCUUUUGGCCCUGCCCCCCAUGCUACAUAAGCCCCCUAUCCACAAAAAGCCUAUGAAGUCUUGUAAGCUCACCCCUGGUCUUUACCUUCCGCACAGACAUCUCCUGCUAAAGACACUGGAUUGCGUUUUUGUUUUGUUGUUUUUCCCUUUUGUGGCAAAUAAUGGAACACUUUUUGUUUUUGUUAUUUGUGCUUUCACUUUUUUUUGUCGUUUUCCUUUUGACUUUUCCUGUUUUAUUUGCGCAUUUUGUGACCAAAGAUAGUUCCCCCUUUCUCGUCGGGUUACUUAGAAUAAUAUUUGGUCGUUAUCCUUUUUUUGGGGUUCUUCUAGUUUUUGGCUGCUGUGGUACAAUAAACAACAACACAAACAAAAUGCAACAAAAGGAAAACAAAAACAGAAAACGAAUAAAGAGGGGGCAGCUCUGACAUUCGCCUCAUGCACAGGCAUCUUCCUAAAGGAACGAUUGUAAAACAUUUGUAAAUAAUGGAGAAGAAACAUGCUCGGACUGGGAGAAAACAAAACGAACAGCAAUUCAAAAGCAUUUAUUACAUUUUCCCCACGGUACAUGCUGUACACGUACUUGCACCAAUUAAAAAGGCUCUUCUGUUCUGAGGUGAAGGGUCAUAACAAAGUUGACCCUUUUCGCCCCACUAGGAGUCACUUGUCACAAAGAGUUUUGGAAAGAUACUGUAAAAAGGGAGGAUAUUCCAUACUCUUUCAUCAAGGACAAUAUGUGAUCUGAACCAACAUUUUACUGAAGCAAAUCACCCUCAUAUAACCCUGCACUACAGUUCUGUAGUGCUGCGCGAUUAAACGAAAUGUUGGUUAUUUUUUGUUUUUUAAACAACUAUUUGACUGUCGGUUCAAUUAUUUGAAUUCCAUUUAGUUUGGGUUUUGUCUGAGCUCAGUGUGCACAUUGCGCUGUAAUUUCUCUUGCAAUAAAUCAGAUCAUGCCUGAACUGUGCGAUGUAGUAGGGAGUUGUAGUUUCCAACAGGCCAAUGGUCUAUAUAGUUGCGCAACAAAAACGUGAUAAUUAACUACAAUGACCAUAAUCCAUUGCACGGCUACUUGCCCGUUCUUCCGCGAUCAACAAGGGAUACACAGAGAGCAGUUUCUUCACAAGGUAUCUCUACCUGAAAAUACCCGAUGUAAGUGAUUAAUACAGUAGUUGGUAUUCAGCAGUCAUUAAAGUAUGCCUUAUUUACGAUGAAGAACUACUAAAAUAGUGAUUUUGUCAGAGAGAGAGAGAGAGAGAGAGAUGAUGGCUUGGAAUGAAAUAAUAAAGUCAUCAAAUAAAACAAAUGUAAUAUACACAACAAGUGAAAUAGUUUAUUAAAGCGGCAAUCAGCAGUAGAAACAAUAACAAAGUGAGUCCUCCCUCAACCCUGUUUUGGUAAGAAGCUGAGGGCUGGAGAAAUCAAACCUCUCUCAAAUGAACCCUCAACCCUGUUUUGGUAAGAAGCUGAGGGCUGGAGAAAUCAAACCUCUCUCAAAUGAACCCUCAACCCUGUUUUGGUAAGAAGCUGAGGGCUGGAGAAAUCAAACCUCUCUCAAAUGAACCCUCAACCCUGUUUUGGUAAGAAGCUGAGGGCUGGAGAAAUCAAACCUCUCUCAAAUGAACCCUCAACCCUGUUUUGGUAAGAAGCUGAGGGAUGGGGCUGGAGAAAUCAAACCUCUCUCAAAUGAACCCUCAACCCUGUUUUGGUAAGAAGCUGAGGGCUGGAGAAAUCAAACCUCUCUCAAAUGAACCCUCAACCCUGUUUUGGUAAGAAGCUGAGGGAUGGGGCUGGAGAAAUCAAAUCUCUCUCAAAUGAACCCUCAACCCUGUUUUGGUAAGAAGCUGAGGGAUGGGGCUGGAGAAAUCAAACCUCUCUCAAAUGCAUAGACACAAUUAUGGAUUCAAUGACUGACCAUCCAUGAUAUAAACAUUUUUUAACCAUGUUUUGAGGCUAUAUAGUGUUUGUUUAAAUGUACAUUGUAUACAAACAUUGGAGUAAAACAAGCUUAUAUUUUGGGUCCUGAUAAGGUACGACAGUUUAACUAAGCUCAUGAGGCAGUUAUAUUUUUCAAGAAUCAAUGGGUACAUAUCAUUAAUUUAUAAGUCCAAAAAUGAACGUAGGAACUGCUGAUUGCCCCUCUAAAAUAAAGUAACCUGAGUAAAUGAUGGUUAAUAAGUGAUAAGCUGCUGAUUGCCCCUUUAAAAUAAAGUAACCUGAGUAAAUGAUGGUUAAUAAGUGAUAAGCUGUAAUGGGCCGUCACUACCAUCAUGGGACAUUUUUAAAGGGUUUUAUUCUGUGUUGUUACAGCAUUCAAACCACGUAAUGCAUAGUGCAUUUAAUGUUUAAAGAUUUUAAUUGAUAAUCGAACCAAAACGACCUCAAAAUGCAAUAAUCGCUCAGCACUACAGUUCUGUUUACAAAGUUAGCUCAAGCUGGUUACGUGUGUGAUGUGUCGUUUUUUUGACAGGCCCUUUGAGCACACACUUUCAGCCCCCACUCCCAUGUACUGUAAUUGUGUAUCUUUUCCUUCACACUAUAUCUCCCUGUCUAUCCCUCUCUGUUUCUGGCUAUCUAACGUGUGCUGUGUAUUCACACUUCCUUCUGAGCAGUGCAUCAGACUGCUGCCACCUCUGUGCGUGUGAAUGCAUGCGAGUGUGUGUUAGUUCAUAGAAUCCUCACUGACAUUGCGACCUGCCCAUUUGCGAUCCGGAAUGUUCUCGUUUCUUGUCUUUCAUGUAUGAGCACUUAUCUGAAAUUACUGCACCUAUGGGUCAGAACACUAGGUAUGUCCCCCCCCAAGCUUCAAUCGUGUUUGACAUCUCACCCCCUGUUCAUUUUAUCCCCGUGGUACAUUACUCAGGUGAAUGUCUACAAUAGCUUUGAUUAAGCCUGUUAAGAUUGAGGAUGGGGACAGAGAGAAACACCACAGAGACAGUGUGGUGUAGUUUGUUUUGUUUUAUUUGCUGUUGAUUUGAUUUCUUCUGUUGGUAUCAAAUGGUAUCAAAUAAAUGGUGAUAAUCUCAAAAGAUUGGCACAUCUUGUUUUUGACAGAUUAUUUUUGGUCUGAUCUGCUUCCUGUUUACCUGUGAUGGUACCGUGGAGAUGGAAUAUCCUUUAUGUAAAAAAAAAAAAACAUUGGCUUUAAUUUUGAUCAGUAGAUAAACCCGAUAGAUAUGCUCUAAAUAUUGCUAGAGCCUUUUCGCAUGCAUUAUUUCCCACUCAGUGGAGUUUUCCUUAUUUAAUCUUGUCUGAGGGCAGCUAUGUGAUUGGUUGGAAGGCCUGGGGGAAGAGCUUGUGACAGGCGAGCGUCAAGUAAGAAAAGUUAGGGAGGUAAGUCGGCAGAUGGAUAGAUGGACGAACGUUAAACGCGGGUUGCGACACUCAAGGUCCCUGGUUUGAAUCCCCAUGCCUUGUUUUCUAACCUUACAUUCGAAAGUUUCUAACCUUCAUUUCGAAACUAACUUUCGUAUUUUACUUUCUAAUGUUAACUUCACAUUUCUUGCCUAAUAAUGUAUUUUCACUGGUUAGAUUGAGGGUUGGUGCCUUGGCGGCAGAGGAUGUAAAAGCCUAAACUUACUGCCCCCAGAAAAAGAUCCACUGUAAAAUAACACCCAUGCAAUAUCAAUAUGAAUUUGGCCCCCACAGACUGAUCAGUUUUCUGGAGAUUACAUCUUUGUGUGUUUUCAUUUUGAUUUAUAUAUUUAUUUAUUGACUUCCAUCCGUGCUCUUCCUCUCCUCAACUGUGUGGAGCCAUGAGUGUUUUAUGUGUGUGUUGGUGUGAGUGCGAUUUGAAGAUGUGAGUUGAGGUAAAACAAGGGAAUUGCAAUUUCAACUCUGACCGAUAAAUUGCCGUUGUACACAAGGCUUCACUUAAAUUCUGAAAUGCUCUGGAAACCAUGACUGAAACAAAUACAGAAACCAAAACAGAACAGACAUGGAUGUACUGUAAUCCUGGGCUGGCUGAAAUCAUUGUUGGUGUCAUUUGCAGUACAAACUAUAUCUAUGUAACAAUAUUACAGUUCCUCACUUUGUCAAUUUACUUUGUGUGAGGAAAAAGUGAGAAAUAAAUUAAACAAAAGAAAUCUGUCAAACGUACAUUUGAUUAGAUGAAUCCGCAUCUUGUUUCCAUGGUGAUACUAUUAUACAUAUAUAUAAAUAUCUAUGAGGGCAUGUAUUAGUUAUGAAAUUAAUAAACAGGAAGGAAAAAAAACAGAAUUGCUAACAUGGCAUAGCAGCUACAGUCUGUACGUGGCAGAAAAUAAAAUUGUACAAGUGUCAAAUGUG
This is a messenger RNA of Salmo salar (Atlantic salmon), 15910 nucleotides long. Lineage: Eukaryota; Metazoa; Chordata; Actinopteri; Salmoniformes; Salmonidae. The record is from RefSeq and is a predicted model, not a curated record.